Molecule: messenger RNA, 3126 nt
Organism: Poecilia latipinna (sailfin molly)
Lineage: Eukaryota; Metazoa; Chordata; Actinopteri; Cyprinodontiformes; Poeciliidae
Gene: nsun3
Product: NOP2/Sun RNA methyltransferase 3
Exons: 6
Coding region: 871-2268 (465 amino acids)
Biological process (GO): rRNA methylation
Cellular component (GO): mitochondrial large ribosomal subunit
Molecular function (GO): RNA methyltransferase activity
Source: RefSeq, a predicted model, not a curated record
CAUUAUUGGCCAAGAUUAUGUGUACAACAAAUUAAACUUCAGAUUUCAAGUAUCCACAGCACACAGACAUACAAGGCGAAAGAAUGAGAGCAAUGUGCACAGGUUUUUCUAGCCAUUUAGUAUAGAAAAGAAAAACAUGUCUUAAAUCAAUCAAGUUUAUUUGUAUAGCACAUUUCAGCAACAAGGCAGUUCAAAGUGCCUUCUUUACAUCAUAAAAACACAAAAGUGAAAAGUUUAAGGCAGAAAAUUAUACUAAUGUGCUUUCCAUAGUGGUCAUUAGUGACGAGGCUUCAACCAUACUGAGUGGGGCAGCAACAGGCAACCAUGAAAAUGUCGGUGAGGAAAAAAAAAACAUGACACUUAUUUGCCUUAGUUUUGAAAAAUGAAGAUUUAACCUUAAGAGAAAAAAAAAUCUCAGUGAAAAUUGCCUUUUCGUCUUGUGCUGAAAGUAAACUACUUAAACGUAUGUAGACACAAGACAACAGAAUACUGCGCAUAUUUCAUUUUCAACGAAAUGUUGGUUCAUGCAGAUCCAGUUUUCAGAUUCGCUCAAUUUUUCUUGAUUUUUAGCGACAGAAUUUCACAAACGCACAAUACGAACAUCUAUGAUAAAACAUUCCGAAUUAAUUCAAGAAAUUAUUUUACGAUUAAAUGCACGUAAACGAUAGCUAAUAUAAAAUACUGGAUAACUUAUGUCCGAUUAAUUCGAAAUGGAACUGUGUUUUGUACAGCUAUGGGGGACGAAUUUAAUGAACGUACCAUUCAGGGGUCACCUAUUUUUCCCCAAAAGAUUUAAAUGAAAGCGACCAUUUAGUAAAUUCAUGGCAUGUCGAGGUUUCAACAGUGCUUCCUGUUCGGUGCCUUUACAUCAUGAGGAGGAAUAUUUGUCUGGAACCCAGAACAGCAGGGACAUUUCUGCGGUGGCUGUCUUCGUUUCCCUGUCGGCCUGGUCCGGAUGGUUCUUUAUGGCAAAACAAACAGCAACGAUCUCUGAAAAACAAGAUAAGAAACACGGGUAAAAGCAGGAGACAGCCAUCUCCAGCAGUCCUCAAUCAUUUUGACCAGCAGUACAGCGAAGAACUGGGAGACUUGUGGGCCUCUGCAAGAGCAGUGCUGCUGGACCCUCCGUCCUGGCAGUAUGGGGUCAUGUUAAACCGCUUCAGCUCCGUGACGGCUAUCACACAGAUUCUUCUGUCUCAGGGCUUUUCAUCAAUGCUCCCACAAACGGACGUCUCGGAGCUGCUUCAUAACAGUGACUCUGCUGUGUCUAAUUCUCCACGUCAGGAGGGAAAAGACACUCUCUCACCUCAUUUCUCAAAACGCCCUCCUGAGGACGUUGGUCUCCUGCCCUACAUUACCUCUCAUGCAUUCAGUCAGGCCCGUCAGUCUGAGCGUCCACCCAAAUUUCCUCCUUCCUCAUUACAGUGUUACAUCCACCCACACCCCGUGCGAUUUCCCUCCCCGACCCACCGGCCUGGCCAGCUGAAGCAGUACUACCUCCUGAAUGCUGCCUCGCUUCUUCCUGUGCUGGCUUUGCAAGUGAGAGAUGGUGAUAAGGUCCUGGAUUUGUGCUCUGCCCCCGGAGGCAAAGCUGUCGCCAUAAUGCAAAGUGCAACUCCAGCUCUUCUCUGCUGUAAUGAGCCAGAUCCUCACAGACGGGACUGGCUGGCCAAAACCCUGGAGUCCUUUCUGCCUCCCUCCCUGCGCAGCAGAGUGAUGGUGUCUGCGCAGGACGGCCGCGUCAUCGGGCAAAGCGAAGCCGGUUUUUAUGACAAGGUUUUAGUUGAUGCUCCUUGUUCUAAUGACAGGAGCUGGCUGCAUUCUAGCGACAUACACCGGGGGCAACAGAGACUAGAAGACAGAGCCGGGCUGCCAGAGCUACAGACUCAGCUUCUAAGGUCCGCUAUAUCUGCAGUGCGUCCGGGGGGUGUUGUCGUCUACUCAACCUGCACACUGUCGAGCUUGGAGAACGGUGCUGUCGUUGAGGCGGUGCUGAAAGACUUCCCUGAUGCUGAAGUUGAAAGUCUGUGGGGAGAGAUCGCUCUGCCUCUGUCAGAAUACUUUGCCGUUAUUUCACCCCCUGGUCAGAAACAGGCAGAGCCCGAGCCGUCCCCGCAUCCGCCGAUUGGCUCGGCGUCCGCGUCUCAUCAUCAGCUCGGCAUUCUGGUGGUUCCCCAGCCCGGCAAGACCUGGGGGCCAAUGUUUUUGUCUCGAAUUAGAAAAAAAAAAGGGAUAGAGUCUGACCUCCAGAACAGAGACGAUAGGUGAAAUGCUACUUCUCCGAGUCCUGUAUCAGUUCCAGAACGUCUUUUAGCACAAACUACGCAAAGAAGUUUAGACAUUCCGACGUAAGCACAUCAGAGCGUAAAGGUUACAUAAAGUUUUUAAGGUAAGGAACACUUUAGGUGCAGUCGGAUGUUCAUCUGUCUAAGAGCGCUGUGUGAGAUUUUACAUUUAAGCAGCAAAUAAAAAGCAAACAUGGCUCUGAUCUCUCAUUCUUCAGAGAUCAUCAUCAGAGACAGAUGUAUGUUUGCUGAAUGCUAAUAAUCAACGUUUAAAAUCGAGAUGCAGCAAAUGGUCGUGUGACGGUAACAGAGCUGCUUUUACCCAUAAACCAGCAGGAAAUUCUAAUUAAGGCUAUUAGGAUUGUUUUAGUUGUUAAAGCUCAACUGUUUGCCAUCCAGUCUGAAAUUGGACCAGACUGUUUUUGUUUGGAUCAAAAUGAUUUAUGUGAAGCAUUUGUUAUCCACAGAAGCUGGAAAAGACCUCAAAAAUGUUGGAUUAUUUACAUCCAACAAAGAUCUACCACUCUUUGUCGGUUGUUUUACUCUGUAAAAAGAAAGAAAAAUGCAAACUGUAUUGUUUUACAGGCAAAACAUUGUGGUUUUGUCAAAAUUCUUGACAAAAAAGUGGUAGACAGUUACAAGUAAGCCGCCUUCACACAUGUGUAUAUAGUUAGUAUUUUGUUGCCCCUUUUAAAGUAGAUCGUUUUUUUUUUUUUUUUUUGGAGUCUUGAAUUGUGUACACAAACAGAAAACUUUUUCUUUAAUAACAGUUGAGACAUGAGUUUUCCAGGAAGGAGUCUUGCUGUGCAUCAUUUUCUUUUUCCGUUUAUGCCAUAAAAAA